Messenger RNA from Eruca vesicaria subsp. sativa (arugula), 489 nucleotides. The record is from the annotation of a GenBank genome assembly. NCBI's taxonomy places the organism in Eukaryota, Viridiplantae, Streptophyta, Magnoliopsida, Brassicales, Brassicaceae.
AUGAAGGAUGUUCCAAAGUUUACAAGCAAUGUCAACAUAUCUAUCCCAUAUACUCUUAACACAGAGAGCAAUACUUUCGGCUCUCCGACAUCACAAUCUCCGAAAAUGCCUUCAUUUUCAAUCAAUUUAAGUAGUGAUGAUGGCGGAUCAAGUUCCCGUCCUAUUGGAUCAAAGAAAGCAAAACUCAAAAGGAAGGCUACGGAAGAAAGUGCAACAAGCAGGGAUAAAAAUCAUGAGAUGAUUGAAUUACGAAUGAAAAAUGAAGAAAGAAAGUUAGCUUUAAAAGAAGUAAAAGAGGAAAAUAAAAUAUUGCUAAAAAACUUAGCUUCUAUCGGUGAUAUUAAUACUCGUGAGUACAUUCGUUCUGAACAAGAAAGAAUCAUACGUAAAAGACGUCAAGAACAACAAGAACAACCAUCUUCGGUUACAAAAAACUUGUUUGGAUUUGAAGAUUUUGGAGCUUCCGGGGGAGAUUUACCAGAUUAUUAG